Molecule: messenger RNA, 384 nt
Organism: Ostreococcus lucimarinus CCE9901
Lineage: Eukaryota; Viridiplantae; Chlorophyta; Mamiellophyceae; Mamiellales; Bathycoccaceae
Exons: 1
Coding region: 1-384 (127 amino acids)
Biological process (GO): iron-sulfur cluster assembly
Cellular component (GO): mitochondrion
Molecular function (GO): 4 iron, 4 sulfur cluster binding; 2 iron, 2 sulfur cluster binding; iron ion binding
Source: RefSeq, a predicted model, not a curated record
AUGUGCGGCGCGCGCGCGUCCGUCGACGACGGACUGACGCUCACCGACGCGUGCGCGACGCGCCUGCGCGCCAUCGCCGACGAAGACGGAAGCGCGCCCGCGCGCCUGCGGCUCGCCGUCGAGGGCGGCGGGUGCUCGGGGUUCAAGUACGAGUUCACCCUCGAGCGCGACGCGGCGACGGCGCGCGAUAAGACGUUUCGAGCGGCGAACGGGGCGGAGGUGGUGGUGGAUGCGAUUUCGUACGAAUUCGUCAAGGGGGCGACGAUCGAUUACGCGGAGGAGAUGAUCAAGAGCUCGUUCGAGGUGGUGAAGAAUCCGCAGGCGGAGACGUCGUGCGGGUGCGGGGCGUCGUUCGGGGCGAAGGACGGCGCGUUCGGGGGGUGA